Messenger RNA from Halichondria panicea, 1177 nucleotides. RefSeq lists its product as uncharacterized. The record is from RefSeq and is a predicted model, not a curated record. NCBI's taxonomy places the organism in Eukaryota, Metazoa, Porifera, Demospongiae, Suberitida, Halichondriidae. The coding region runs from base 100 to 987 and encodes 295 amino acids. The transcript has 4 exons.
UGCACAAUGAAGGGCGUGGUGGCAGUUUAUCAACAACAAUAACAAAGUUUUGUAUAAAAGAAGAGGUACGUGUAACUGGGACUCAGACAAAAUUUAGAGAUGGCUUCAAAGAUGGAAUCAAGCACAGAGGCUAAAGUAGCCAACGUUACACUUAAACAUGCUUCAACUAACCAGGAGAUCUCUUGUGAGCUUGACAUCAACCCCAAGGAUGUGCUGGAGAGUGAUGUGGACGGUCAAGUACUUCAAGACGCCAGUUUCGAGUUUGUUAGGGAGGGUAUUGAAGCAGAUCCCGACCUAACCGAAAAACAGAAGUGCAAACUUCGUUUUUUACCCGAAGAUGAAAGCAGUUCUUCAAGCUCAGAAGAAGAGGCUAGUCCGGGAACACCACCGGUUAGGCCUGUCGUUGCAAUCGCAGGUAUUCUGAAGGACUAUGCCAAAGAAGUUGAAGUGAAAGUGAAGAAUGACCCAGUAAUUGAAAAAGAAACUGGGAAGAUCAUCUCCGAGUGUUUUAAGAAGCAGGGAUCAGAUGAAACGGACUCCGGACCCGAGGGAAGGGUCACCUUUGACCUAAAUUCCUUGUGGACGCACAUUAGGGAGGUGUUUCAGCUGCUCCUGGCUGACUCAUCCCAUCCUGACGCGAGUGUGAUCACCGUGCUCACUCAAUUGGGGGCGGGGCUAGGAUACUGUUUCUACCUCAUCAAGCGUAUUGCCAUCGAGUAUAUCGAGACGCUGACCUUUAAGGAGGUUGUGUACAUCAUCUGCAAAGUGCUCAGCCAGCUGUUUCGACAUCUCAUGCAAAUCCAGUUUGGUAGCCUUCUGAAGAAAAUCGGUGGAUGGAACUCUAUUCUGACGACUGCUGUGGUGGACCAAGGAACACAGAUGAUUGUCGAGCGAGCCACACGAUACAUCCCAUAUGAGUACCUUCUCCUGGGAAUGGGGAUAGUGUCCUUUCUCGGAUUUGGCUACCUCAAGUUCAUCAGAAAAUGAGCAACUUUGUUAUUACCCCAUGCAAACUCUUAUAAUAAGACUGCUGUUCCACACAUACUCUGUACACUGUACUUCGAUCACUAUUUAAUUUAUUUAUUAAUGCACAUGGACAUACGUAUGUAAACAAUAAUUUAUUGUCAAAAAUUAAUGUGUUCAAAUGGAAGUUUAAGAUAUAAAACAUUUUUUUAAA